Messenger RNA from Salvelinus fontinalis (brook trout), 3673 nucleotides. RefSeq names its product nuclease EXOG, mitochondrial-like. The record is from RefSeq and is a predicted model, not a curated record. Gene Ontology annotation, biological process: apoptotic DNA fragmentation. The transcript has 6 exons. The coding region runs from base 98 to 1324 and encodes 408 amino acids. Gene Ontology annotation, molecular function: 5'-3' exonuclease activity; nucleic acid binding; single-stranded DNA endonuclease activity. Lineage: Eukaryota; Metazoa; Chordata; Actinopteri; Salmoniformes; Salmonidae. Gene Ontology annotation, cellular component: mitochondrial inner membrane; nucleus.
AAAUAUGGAUCAUUGUUCAUAUUUAGACUAGUAUUUUUCACAUAUCGUGAACGUAGGGGACUUUUAUUUUGAAAAGUUCCGAAAUUUUGUGACCCGGAUGGACUUUUCUUUGUGUUGCCCACGAGACGCUGGUGAUAACUUCUACCUAAAAACACAAAGCAACAAGACACAUUAUUUCAAAGUAUUUUAUCUGUUGAAUAUUAUAAAGAUGGCAGGGAAUGUUAAAUUCUUUAGAUUUGUCGGUGGUUUUGUGUGCGGCGCCGCCGUCACCACUGGAUCAUGUGUUGCAGUGAUGAAACUUUACAAGGAUGAGGACACAGAGGACCAGAGAGAGCCCGAGAAAGGUUUGCUUUUAAUUCCUCAGGCACAGCAGGACAUUGGGCGGUAUGGCUUCCCCUUGACAGGAGCUGAGAUACGAUACUACGCCAACCACACAUUGUCCUACAACCAAGCCAUGAAAACACCAAGAUGGGUCGCAGAGCACCUGUCACAUGAGAAACUAUUGGGGAAAGCCGACAGAAAGCACUGUAAAUUCAAGCCAGACCCCAGUAUCCCAGAACCCUUCACUGCACACAAUGCUGACUACCUUGGCAGUGGCUGGUCCAGGGGCCAUAUGGCCCCCGCAGGAGACAACAAGACCUCAGAGCAGUCAAUGGCUGAAACCUUUUACCUAUCCAACAUUGUGCCCCAGAACUAUGAAAACAACGCUGGAUACUGGAACAGACUGGAGAUGUACUGCAGGGACCUGGCCAAGCGCUUUGAUGAUGUGUGGGUCAUAUCGGGACCUCUGGUCCUUUCUGAAGAGGGGGCUGAUGGGAAAAAGACAGUGUCCUACCAGGUCAUAGGCAAAGACGACGUGGCCGUCCCCACCCACCUCUUCAAAGUCAUCCUCGUCAGGAAGGACCAAUCGGCAUCGGGCAAUUUGACUAACAACCAAUCGGCAUCAAUAACCUUGGCCCUCGGAGCCUUUGUCGUACCCAACCAGCCAAUCGGCUUCAAGCGCCCACUGACGGACUUCCAGGUGAGUCUAUCGGAACUAGAGAAAAUCUCGGGCCUGACCUUCUUUCCCAAAGUGGAGCGGACAACUCCGAGCCUCCCCAACUUGUGCGAUAGGGAUUCCUGCCACCUGAUGGACUUUAAGGAUUUCACCUUGUACCUCACGGCCAGGAAGGUGGGCAGUGCCCGCACCACGGUGAAGCUGGAGAAGAGCAUGGCGGAGCUGAAAGAGCAGGGCAUCGCCCCGGACGACUACGUACUCAAACUGUACCAGGAGAAGAAGAAGGAACUGGAAAACAAAGAGCAUAACCUGGCUCAUCUUCCUUAGGGCAUUAAGAAAAAAACGUUUUGUAGCAGAAUAAGAAAAUGAGGGUUUCUAAUUGGACAAGUCCACAUAGUCCCUCCCGUUUUCAUUGGUUUGGUGCCUAAUGAACACAACCCUGGAUGGAAUGUCCAUUAUGGCUCUGUGAAACGAGCAACUGGUCAAGUGGCUGUUUUGCUAUGGGUUACAUAGUUUGUUAGAUUGUUUAUUGAACAGAUUUUUCUGUAUAUUUCUUAAUAUUUUUUUCCUCAUUGGAAAGUGUAUUUCCCAUGCCAGAAUUUUAAAAAAGUAAAAAAAAAAAAAAUUGAUUGUUUUUUUAUUUGCCCUGAACAAAAAUAUAAACGCAACAUGCAACAAUUUCAGCAUUUUACUGAGUUACAGUUCAUAUAAGGAAAUCAGUCAAUUUAAAUAAAUGUAUUGUUCCCCCGUCUAACUCAAUCAGCUUAUCAGGCUUUUAUGGGUACUAAUCGUUAAUAGAGACCCAGGCGGAAUCCUGCGUUUUCUGUACAUACUAAUUGAGACAUUUCAAUUGGACCGCAGGAAAAGAAGGACACAUGUAUCACCAGUGUAAUGGAUCAGUUUGUUACCGAGAAGCACUAUGGGUCGCUUUAUUGUUUCUAUUACCUCACAGCUGACUUCAGGACAUUACCACUCAACCACUGCUAUCCGCCAAAUGGACCAGGCGGAUAUCAGAUAUACAGUAGUAUCACAUCACUAAAGACUAGCCUAGACCCCAUCACUCACCCAUCAUCCACCUUAAACACACACACACACACACAGGAUCCUACUCAGCGAUUUUUUUUUUUUUUUUUUUUAAUCAACCAUAGCCUAUUGGAAUCAGGAUGAGAACUAUUAGGCCUAAUGCAGUGUAAUUGACAAAUGAGAACACAUGAACACACACUCUGUCUACUGUACACACACUGUCUGGCAGACCAGAGCUGCAUCUCAAUAUUACGAAGCAGUUUCUCUCCUUGAAAUUCUCAUACUUGACGCCUACCAGGAAUUUGCUUGGACCUCUCCAGUCUUGUGAGAUUACUAAAGGUGCAGCCUCCGUCGUAGCCGGCCGCGACUGGGAGACCCAUGGGGCUGCGCACAAUUGGCCCAGCGUCGUCCGGGUUAGGGGAGGGUUUGGCUGGCAGGGAUGUCCUUGUUCCAUUGCACACUAGCGACUCCUGUGGCGGCCCGGGCGCAGUGCACGCUGACGCAGUCGCCCGGUGCACGGUGUUUCCUCCGACACAUUGGUGUGGCUUCCGGGUUAAGUGGGCAUUGUGUCAAGAAGCAGUGCUGCUUGGUUGAGUUGUGUUUUGGAGGACGCAUGGCUCUCGACCUUCGCCUCUCCCGAGUCCGUAUGGGAGAUGCAGCGAUGAGACAAGACUGUAACUACCAAUUGGAUACCAUGAAAUUGGGGAGAAAAGGGAGUAUAAGUUAAAAAAAAAAAAAAAAAAAAAAAAUAUGUUUUUAAAGGUGAAUGACAGGAUACAGGGGAUAGAUAGGUGGCCAUUUUCAACUAUUGAGCUGCUAUAUUUGUCAUUCGUCUAGCUUAAAUGAUUUGAUGCCACUUUACAGUAGGUUGGUGCGACAGUAAUCCAGUCUGAGCUCAGCUGGCACUGCUUUACCGGUUAGAGUCCCACUGUGCCACUGUGUUUGUCAGGGAUCACUAGCCAGGGAAGGUCAGGAGCAAGGGUGGCACUGGGAACCAUGUGAUGAUAUAUUAUGUAGAAAUACGUUGUUACUUUUCCAAUGUAUGGCAUGGUUUUAUUAAUAAUCAACUGUACAUUAAUAUCAACUUCUCCCAGCAGCUAAUAAAUAUGGAGAGCAGAGAAGUUCUCAUUUGGAAUAUGGGAACCAUUUAAAGUAGAUUUUCCUCACCCGAGAACAUGAUUUUCUAACCAGUCACACUGCAAAUUGGUGCUUUUACAGUAAUUGUAAUCCUACUCUAUAUGGUAAAAUGCUGUCAUUUUCACCUUCCAAGGUAAAUGACCCUGAAGGUAAAGAGAGGCUUUCCCAUUUACAGUGAUUCAGGAACUUUAUGUGUGCUUAACACAAACUGAUCAAUUUGCAUGGGACAUCUAUAUGGAGAGAGAUGAAUGUUACUGUGUUUACCUUUUUUAUCACCUACAUCCUCUUAACCUUACUAAGGCAAACGCCAUAAAGGAAAUUGAAUGCAGCUGGAUCAAAUGUAAUCACAUUUUUUGUGUAAUCCAGGAGAGAGAGUUCAUACCUUCACAUGGCCUUUGGGAGAUAUCAUAAUAUUUUCAAAGGUGUUGGCUACAGGUGUUAAAAAUUUGAAUGGACUCUGAAUAGGCUAGUAAGAGAAAUACUUGAUACACACAAUAAAGGCAGAUCCAAACCGUA